Sitophilus oryzae (rice weevil) is the source of this 1404-nucleotide messenger RNA. RefSeq lists its product as uncharacterized. The record is from RefSeq and is a predicted model, not a curated record. NCBI's taxonomy places the organism in Eukaryota, Metazoa, Arthropoda, Insecta, Coleoptera, Curculionidae. Gene Ontology annotation, cellular component: nucleus; transcription regulator complex. Bases 7 to 1044 code for a protein of 345 amino acids. Gene Ontology annotation, biological process: regulation of transcription by RNA polymerase II. The transcript has 5 exons. Gene Ontology annotation, molecular function: DNA binding.
UGCAAUAUGUUUGAUACGGAUAAGUUCAUACAGUGCGUGCAGGAGUAUUCAGCUAUAUGGGAGAAGGCGUCGAAAGAGUAUAGUGACAGGAAUGAAAAGGAAAAGAGCUGGCGGAGUGUCGGUGAAGUAAUGUUCGAUAUGUGGGAAGCAAUGGCAGAGGCCGAAAAGCAGGAACAAGUUGAAAACUCUUCUGCGAGGAUCCAAUUGACGAAAAGGAAAUGGGCGCAAAAGAUUCGUAUGAAUUUUGAAGGCCUCAUCUCCGACAAAAACAAAAUUGUUGGUUGUGGUUCAGUGUCUCUAUAUAAAAUUCGUACUGCAAACCAGCAAAGUUGUUGCCAGUUGCUAAAUAUCGGAAAAGAAGCAAAAUGUACCAUCACAUAUUUUUCAAUUGCAGUGAAAGAGAUGAGGAAUAAAUGGCGCCACAUUAGGGACAGCUAUUCUAAAUAUAUAAAUCAAGGUGUAUCAGGAGAUCCGGCGCCAAAGAAAAGGAAAUAUGUAUACGCAGAUGCUCUAUCUUUCCUACAGCAAACCAUCGAGAAAAGAAGCUGGCUACACCAGGUAGCUGUUGUACUGUGUAGAACUACGGGCAGCAUGCCUCGUGUGUCUGAUGAGGAGGGCGAGGGCGAAGGAGAUGGUGACAGUUCCCAAGAAAAUCCUCCGGAUAUCGACAAUGUGGCAUCCCAACAAACUCCCCAACAAUACCGGCCCAAACCGGGAAAAUCGGCCAGGGGCCGUAAAACAGCGCCAGCUAUGACGCCAUUCCAAACGCAACUUCUUUCGUCAUUGGGGACAGCAAAAAGCGUCGAAGACGAUACCGACAGAGCGUUUCUGCUGUCUUUGCUGCCGGAUUACCGUCAACUUAAUGCGGAGGAGAAGUUGGAUUUCCGGCUGCAAAGUCUGCAGUUCUUCUGUAAUGUCCGCAAUAAACGAAGCCAACCACACAUGCCUCAACAGCCCACCACAUCAUAUCGACAGAAUAUCAACUACAAUACGAAUCCCAUUUCGCUACCACACACCAACCUCAACAAUAUUUGCAUGCACUGAGAAACACGAACUCGUUGGGAUAACAACGUCCAAGCCUCAUCGCCCCCAGAAUCUCAAACUCCAACGCCCCUGCCAUCUCCUUCUUACUCACAUUCUGCCCAUUCCUCUGAUUUUCUUUAAUGCACAAGUUACAUACUUUCUCUUUGUAUUAUAUAGAUAUCUAACUUAAACUUAAUAAACUAUUUUCUUACCUGAGUGUAAUUGUCAGUCUUUCCUCUGCAGAUAUCGGGUUCUUCCAUGUUGUUUCUUGUUUAGUUAUAUAUGGGCGGACAGCAUUUAAUAGCUCGUCAAAGGAAUUAAUAGACAUCCGAUAGUAUCCAAAAAAUUUCUCUUCAUAUUUUUUUCAGAAUAUCGUCUUGU